Candida tropicalis MYA-3404 is the source of this 711-nucleotide messenger RNA. RefSeq names its product ferroxidase (gene YFH1). Gene Ontology annotation, cellular component: mitochondrion. The coding region runs from base 1 to 711 and encodes 236 amino acids. Gene Ontology annotation, biological process: iron incorporation into metallo-sulfur cluster; intracellular iron ion homeostasis. The transcript has a single exon. The record is from RefSeq and is a predicted model, not a curated record. Lineage: Eukaryota; Fungi; Ascomycota; Pichiomycetes; Serinales; Debaryomycetaceae. Gene Ontology annotation, molecular function: ferroxidase activity; 2 iron, 2 sulfur cluster binding; ferrous iron binding.
AUGAUCGCCGGAAUUUGGUACCAACCUGGAAGAGAAAAAUGGCUCAAUUAUUUUUUUUUCUUCUUCUUCUCCUCUAUACAGUUUAUUCUUCUUUCACAUUCAUCUUCACAGAAUUGUAAUUAUUCCCAGGUUAUUUUCAAUAUAUAUACCUUACUUUCUAUGACCACACACAGAAUCAUGUUCAGAAGAUUAGCAAUUACUACCACGAAAGCAAUUUCACCAGUGAUUUCUAGACAACUAUUUUCCACCGUUAACGCUCCGCUUGCUUUACGAGUCUCAAGUGUGGCUUCUACAGCACCAUUAUUUCCAGCUUCAAGAGCUUAUUCAAUAAGUACUCAAGGAGAAAUCAUUGAUGGUAAAAUUGAUAAAAUCACUGAUAAUGAAUAUUCCAACAUUUCUAAUGAAUAUUUAGAAUCUUUAUCUGAUUCAUUAGAAGAAUUAAGUGAAAGUUUCCCACAAGUCGAUGCUGAAUUAAGUCAUGGAGUCUUGACUUUACAUUUACCACCUCAUGGUACUUAUGUUAUUAAUAAACAACCUCCAAAUAAACAAAUCUGGUUGAGUUCUCCAAUAAGUGGUCCAAAAAGAUACGAUUUGAUUGGUGGAAAAUGGAUCACUUUAAGAGAUGGUUCUGCACUUACUGAAUUACUUGAAGAAGAAAUCAGUCUGGCUAUAGGUGAAGAAUUCAAAUUAGAUAAUCUCCAAGAAUUAUAA